This is a messenger RNA of Anas platyrhynchos (mallard), 799 nucleotides long. The record is from RefSeq and is a predicted model, not a curated record. NCBI's taxonomy places the organism in Eukaryota, Metazoa, Chordata, Aves, Anseriformes, Anatidae.
UGGGCACUGCUUUGAUUGCUCGCAGCAGGAUGCUGUGCCCAGGAACGGCACGGGGCAGGAGGGUUUGGAGCAGUCCUUGGAGUACAGAAGCGGUCGUAGCCAGGUCAGCUUCCUUGUGGAAAGCAGGAGCGACGGGGCACCGAGGCAGAGUUUGGCCGAGAUUGACAUGGCAAUGCGUCGCGGUGCAGAGAACGAUGCAGCUGAGGUCCCCCAGAGGCGACCGCGACUGCCGGACGCUUUCCAGCAGGAGGAAAGGGAGACGCUCAGGAAAUACGAGAAGAUGGAGGAGAGGGUCAGAAAAAUCCUGACCGCCUCGUGCGAGAAGAUAUCCCACCUCUUUCAUCUGAAGGACAUGCCCGAGCACCUGGCUUAUCUCCGGGACCGCAUCACGACCCUCAGCUCCAAGCUUAACUUCGAGCCCAUCUACAUCGGGCUCUUCGGGAGCAGCGGCGCGGGGAAGAGCACCCUGCUCAACACCAUCCUCCACAAGCGCUUCUUCCUCCCGGUGUCAGGGACACGCGCCUGCACCUCCUGCCAGGUUCAGAUCAGCACCUGCGGCAGCAGAGAGUACAGAGCCAAGAUUUUUCUCCUCUCCAACGAGGAGUGGAUGGACGAGGUGAGGAGCCUGCUGGCAUUCCUGGAGACGGACAAGGAGGCUGAUGAGAAUGACAGCGACAAAGAUCACGCCGUUCGAGCGCUGCAGGCUGUCUACGGGGAAGGAGCGGAGAACAGGACUUACGAUGAGCUGGUGAAAGCCAAGCCUGCCAUCACUAUUCCCACUCCAGAGUUAUUGAUCUGA